Molecule: messenger RNA, 332 nt
Organism: Limulus polyphemus (Atlantic horseshoe crab)
Lineage: Eukaryota; Metazoa; Arthropoda; Merostomata; Xiphosura; Limulidae
Product: histone deacetylase 6-like
Exons: 4
Biological process (GO): chromatin organization
Cellular component (GO): histone deacetylase complex
Molecular function (GO): histone deacetylase activity
Source: RefSeq, a predicted model, not a curated record
GGCAAUUGCUGUGUUUCUCCCGAAUGUUACGGCCACAUGACCCACUUGCUGAGUAGUCUUGCUAAUGGAAGAAUAAUCUUAGCCUUAGAGGGCGGAUACAAUCUGACUACAAUAUCUGAAGCAAUGUGUAGCUGUACAGAUGCAUUAUUAGGAAAUCCUCUUCCUCCUCUUCCCUCUGCUCUGAAAGUAUCUCCAAGUGCCAUUGAAUCGAUUUUAAACACAGUCCAUGUUCAUAAGAAAUACUGGAACUGUCUACAGUUUGAUGUUGACCUUCCGUCAUAUGAACCACAGAAGACUGCCCUUGAGGAUCUGGAGACUACUGUAUUAUCUGG